AUGGACUUCAUUGUGGUUAUUGUGAGACUCAUUUCUUACCUUGUUGCCCUCUACCAGUUCCUUCGGACAAAACUGGGAAGCCUCAGAGUCACCGAGACGACCACUUCCUGCCCGCUAGCCAUUGUAGGGAUUGGGCUGAGGCUUCCCGGUGGAGUCAAGAACGACUCUGAAUUCUGGGAUCUGCUCGUGAACAAGCGGUGCGCUCGAAAGGAGUUGCCUGCAGACAGGUACAACAUCGACGGGUUCGAUAGCGAGUCGGGCCAAAGGGGAUCUGUGCGUUGCAAGUAUGCCUAUUGCUUGGAUGAAGAUAUCAGCCAAUUCGAUGCGGAGUUCUUCAACAUCUCUCCUGUCGAGCUGGCCAGAAUGGACCCACAGCAACGACUCUUACUAAAGGUGGUCUGGGAAUGUAUGGAGAGCGGAGGUCAGGUUGCAUGGCAGGGAAAGGACAUUGGAUGUUUUGUCGGAGUCUCUGGUGAAGACUGGCUGGAUAUGACCCGCAAGGAUUAUCAGAAUCUGGGGCAGGGUCGGGUUGGUGACACAGGCGAUUUCGCUAUCGCUAAUCGAGUUUCUUACCAGUACGAUCUCAGGGGACCCAGCUGCACCGUUCGAACAGCCUGCUCCUCAUCUCUUGUCGGCCUCCAUAUGGCUCAACGUGCCAUUGCAACAGGGAGGUGCUCGUCCGCGAUUGUGGCAGGUACCAGUCUUCUUCUCACGCCAACAUACACCAUUGCCAUGACCGAGGAACGAGCACUGUCUCCAGAUGGAAAGUGUAAGACGUUCGACGCGUCUGCAGAUGGGUACGCUCGCGGCGAGGCAAUCAACGCUAUCUACGUGAAGAAGCUAGAGGAUGCCAUUCGCGACAAUGAUCCCAUUCGCGGGGUGAUUCGUGGAACGAGUACAAACAGUGAUGGAAAAACAACAGGACUAUCUACUCCCAGCGCUGAGGCCCAAGCAGAGCUCAUUCUAAAAGCCUAUGAGCAGGCUGGGAUUUCGGACCUGUCGCAGACGGCCUAUAUCGAGGCUCAUGGCACAGGAACCACUAUUGGAGACCGAACCGAGGCUGCGGGAAUUGCCAAAGCUUUUGGUCAAAAGGGGAUCAUUCUGGGCGCGGUCAAACCGAACCUCGGCCAUUCCGAGGCUGCUUCGGGACUCACUGGUCUGAUCAAAGCUGUGCUAGCUCUCGAGCACCGACAGAUCCCGCCAAACAUCCAUUUCUCCACGCCCAACCCAGGCAUUCCCUUCGAGGAAGCUCGACUAAAAGUGCCCACAAAAACACUAACCUGGCCAGUGAACCGCAUGGAAAGGGUUAGCGUCAACUCCUUCGGUAUUGGGGCCGUAAACGCGCAUGCCAUUGUCGAAUCAGCUUCGUCCUAUGUCCGGACUCCAAAGAGGAACAAAGCCAGCAAAGGACGCUCAUAUCUCCAUGUUUUUUCUGCCGAUAGCACAGAAUCACUCAAGGCGCGACUUGACUCAACGAAGGAAUAUCUUGCUACCAGCCGAGUACCCACAAUUGAUAUCGCAUACACACUAUGCAACCGUCGAGAUCACAUGGUCUAUCGAGGCUUUGUGACCAGCGACGACGGUGGUCAGCCUGCCGUGUCUGAUGCGCGCAGAUCACCUACGAAGCACCCAUCCCUGGUAUUUGUCUUCAACGGGCAAGGCGCGCAGUGGGCAGGUAUGGCAGCGGAGCUUCUGCAAAUUUUUCCUUCCUUUCGCAGCAGUAUCAGAAGAAUGGAUCUGGCGUUGAUGGCACUGGAUGACCCUCCAUCGUGGACGAUUAUAGAUACUCUUGCUAAUACAGCCGGAUGCUGGACCAGCAAAGCGGAGUUUGUGCAGCCUCUAUGCACGGCCCUUCAAAUCGGGCUUGUGGACGUACUUGCUGAGUGGAAUAUUCGGCCAGCUACAGUAGUGGGCCAUUCUAGUGGAGAAAUAGCUGCAGCAUACGCGAUGGGGAGUUUGACCGCAGAAGAAGCAAUCACAAUUGCUUUCUAUCAUGGUAAAUUAGUCAGCUCACUGCCCGUUAGAGGGGCCAUGGCUGCCAUUGGUUUGAACGCCCAAGAAGCUGAAGAGUUCCUGGUGGAGGGCGCUGUGAUCACCUGUGAGAAUAGCCCUCAAAGUGUGACCAUCUCUGGCGAUGUGGAUAUGGUUGAAGCGGUAGCGGAGAAGAUCAAACUUUCGCGGCCGGAUACCUUCUACAGGCGCCUUCGAUUCAAUAUUGCGUACCAUUCACAUCACAUGAAAGCCAUCGGGGGUGCAUACAGGACCAUUCUCACAAAAUACAUUGGAACUUAUCCUCCCCUUCCAUAUUCCACGGUGAGCGCAAAUUCCCAGCCAGGGCCGCCUCAAUUGGAUGCUGUGUACUGGCAGAAUAACCUGGAAUCUCCGGUGCGCUUCUCCUCAGCAGUCCAGUCCUUACUCAAGGACACGGGAAAUGCAGUCUUCCUCGAGCUCGGCCCGCACUCAACACUCGCAGGUCCCCUUCGGCGGAUCUUCUCAACCAGCCGACCCCAGUCAAGCCCAGUUCACGUUUCCACACUGGCCAGAAGGAAAGGCUUGGUCAGCAGUUUGAUGGUCGCCGUUGGCCAUUUAUAUACCCUUGGAGUGGACGUCAACCUCGGCCUUGUCAACGGGACCGGUGAUGAGACGGUUCUCACAGACUUGCCCCUUUACCCAUGGCAGAAACGCACCGCAUACCGGGAAGAAAGCAGGGCCACGAAGAGGCGGAACUUCGGGAAGUUCCCCCAUCAUGAGCUUCUGGGUUCUCCAGUGCUCGAGGCUAGCGAUUUGGAGCCUGCGUGGAGGAACAUUCUUCGAUUGGAAGAUGUGCCGUGGCUGAAGGACCAUCGCGUUGGUGGUGACAUUGUCUUCCCGGAUGCUGAAUAUGUCGCUAUGGUGGGAGAGGCUAUGCGAAGGAUCACUGGCAUUCCUGAAUAUACCGUCCAUCAGCUCCAUAUAAAUAAUGCCUUGCUACUUCAAGCGGGGACCCCAGUGGAGCUUAUAACGAACCUCAGACCAGCAAGAACCACCAGUGUGUCGGACUCGGCGGCUUAUGGGUUCACCAUUUCCUCGCUCACUAACGAGCACUGGACAAAGCAUUGUACGGGAUUGGUCAGGAGUGGAAUAGGGGCGCGAAACCCUGAUUGUUGUCUUCUAGACCCCUCGCCCCGCAGGAUCGAUUCAAUCGUCUGGUACCGCGCCCUUUCCACGCGUGGCUUGACCUACGGCCCAACCUUCCACGGCUUGGAUGAUAUUACAGUGGAUCCUGUUGGGGAAAAUGCGAUUGCUACCGUGAAUGGAAACUCUCAUGGUAGCGAAUCAUUCUACCACAUCCAUCCCACUGUCAUCGACCAGGGUCUGCAGCUGAAAAUCUUGGUGAAGUGUGGCGGCAAGCCACGCAAAAUCGAGCGGCCAGGGGUACCGAAGACAAUCACGAAGAUUCAAAUAGCGCGCGUUGGCAAAGCUCUCCGUAUCCAAAUGCAGAGCUGCACAUUCAGCAGCCUGGACAUGCGGGAGAGAGUUGAUGGUUUGGCAGCGGUGAAGAUGAAGUGGGCUCCUUAUGUUAAUCUCGUCGCAGGGACCGAAUGCUCAGGUGGGAUUGCCGACCUCCUUGUCGGCCAAAUGUCCAAAACAAGGGGACUGAAUGGCCUUGCCAAGGACGGCAUUGGAGUGAGCAUGCACCGCAAUCUCAACGUGUCCCGCGAAAACGCACUCGACUCUGGCGACAGUCCACUGAAACAAUUUCUCAACACAGUGGCUGCGAAUCCCCACGUCUUGCGUGGUGACUCAAGCCUCGAGAUUGUCACCAAUUAG
Molecule: messenger RNA, 3810 nt
Organism: Aspergillus niger
Lineage: Eukaryota; Fungi; Ascomycota; Eurotiomycetes; Eurotiales; Aspergillaceae
Exons: 9
Coding region: 1-3810 (1269 amino acids)
Biological process (GO): fatty acid biosynthetic process; secondary metabolite biosynthetic process
Molecular function (GO): fatty acid synthase activity
Source: RefSeq, a predicted model, not a curated record